AUUUGACUACACCCACAAAUGGAAAAUAAUAAUAAUAAAAUAAAACAAAAAUCAUAACUGUCUUAAACCUAACCCUUCCACAAGUCUAAUAUCACCACUCUUGUCUCUUCUUAAUUCUAAUUUUCUUUGUUUCAGAUCUCUGUCUAUUUUCAUUUUCACAUUCUGUUCUUCUCAAAUCAAAUCUAAAAAAACCCAUCAAAUUUUUUUACAGAAAAUGUUUCUAUUUGAUUGGUUUUAUGGAAUUCUCGCAUCUUUAGGUCUAUGGCAGAAAGAGGCUAAAAUUCUCUUUUUAGGUCUUGAUAAUGCCGGAAAAACUACUCUUCUUCACAUGUUGAAAGACGAGCGAUUAGUUCAGCAUCAGCCAACUCAGCAUCCUACGUCGGAGGAAUUGAGCAUUGGGAAAAUCAAGUUUAAGGCUUUUGAUUUGGGUGGUCAUCAGAUUGCUCGUCGUGUUUGGAAGGAUUAUUAUGCCAAGGUUGAUGCUGUGGUCUACCUUGUGGAUGCCUUUGACAAGGAGAGAUUUGCUGAAUCUAAAAAGGAGCUCGAUGCCCUACUCUCUGACGAAGCCUUGGCCAAUGUUCCUUUUCUUAUCCUAGGGAACAAGAUCGACAUACCUUAUGCAGCUUCUGAGGAGGAGCUACGCUUUCAUCUGGGGCUUUCUAACUGCACUACAGGCAAGGGGAAGGUGAAUCUUGCGGGUUCUAAUGUCCGCCCCCUCGAGGUAUUCAUGUGCAGCAUUGUCCGCAAGAUGGGAUAUGGUGAAGGAUUCAAGUGGGUUUCCCAAUAUAUCAACUGAGACUAGAAAUUAAGAGUUAAUUUUUCAUUAUCUGUUGUUAUCCCCUAUUCUAUGCUUCUUGUGACUACCCAUAGAAUUCGUAAGACUGAUUCUUUAAUUCUUAUUGUGAGGUUGACAGAUACUCUCUUCUUGUCAAGUUGAUUGUGCUUAUAUAAACUCCCUUAAGGACCACUUUUUUUUGUUA
Molecule: messenger RNA, 980 nt
Organism: Beta vulgaris subsp. vulgaris (sugar beet)
Lineage: Eukaryota; Viridiplantae; Streptophyta; Magnoliopsida; Caryophyllales; Amaranthaceae
Product: GTP-binding protein SAR1A
Exons: 3
Coding region: 215-796 (193 amino acids)
Biological process (GO): membrane organization; endoplasmic reticulum to Golgi vesicle-mediated transport; vesicle organization
Cellular component (GO): COPII vesicle coat; endoplasmic reticulum exit site
Molecular function (GO): GTPase activity; GTP binding
Source: RefSeq, a predicted model, not a curated record